AUGGCCACAGAUUCUAAUUUUGUGCAAGCAGCCAUUCCACGUUUCGAUGGUCAUUAUGAUCAUUGGAGCAUGUUGAUGGAGAAUUUCCUUCGAUCCAAGGAAUAUUGGGAUGUAGUUACCAAUGGUGUUGUUGAACCAGCACUAGCAGAAGGAGCUCAGUUGACAGCAGCACAACGAGCAGCUCAUGAAGCAGUAAAGUUGAAGGAUUUGAAGGCGAAGAAUUAUCUCUUCCAGCCCAUUGACCGUUCUAUCUUGGAAACCAUUCUUUCCAAAGAAACUUCCAAGGAUAUUUGGGACUCCAUGAAAAAGAAGUAUCAAGGCUCUGCAAGAGCAAAGAGGCAGCAGCUUCAAGCUUUACGCUCGGAAUUCGAAACACUUCGAAUGAAGUCGGGAGAAUCAAUUGCAGAUUAUUUCUCUCGCGUGAUGACCAUUGUCAAUAAAAUGCGAAUUCAUGGAGGCAGGAUAGAAGAAAUAACUGUCAUAGAAAAAAUUCUUCGAUCAUUAACAGCAAAAUUUAACUUUGUUGUUUGUGCUAUAGAAGAAUCUAAAGAUAUAGAUGAUUUGUCACUUGAUGAAUUGCAGAGUUCAUUGGUGGUGCAUGAACAAAAGUUCAAACAGGAAGACACAGAUGAGCAAGCAUUAAAGGCUUCUACCGAUACUCGUUCCAACAAUUUUCAAGGAAGGGGUAGAGGUAGAGGUAGAGGCAGAGGUAGAGACAGAGGCAGAGGCAGAGGAAGGUCCACUAAUUUCAGAGCCAAUAAUGAUCAAUUUCAAGGCAGAGGCAGAGGAGGAGCCCCUGAUAAAUCCAAGGUAGAAUGUUUCAGGUGUCAUAAAUUUGGUCAUUAUUAA
This is a messenger RNA of Gastrolobium bilobum, 849 nucleotides long. RefSeq lists its product as uncharacterized. Bases 1 to 849 code for a protein of 282 amino acids. The record is from RefSeq and is a predicted model, not a curated record. NCBI's taxonomy places the organism in Eukaryota, Viridiplantae, Streptophyta, Magnoliopsida, Fabales, Fabaceae. The transcript has a single exon.